CCCCACCACGCCGAGCAUCCUCCCCCCGUCUUGUUUCCCCUACCCGCAGCGGCAGUCUUCCGCAGUCCCCCCGCGGGGGGAAAUCUCGUUCCCCUGAACCAGCCCCUUUUCCUUCGCGCUCAAAUUUGCCGAAUGCCAACCCAAAACCGUUGGAUGCUAAGCAGUUCAAGAUUAUCAGCGAGUUGAUAAAACGGACGACGGUCAAAAAAUGCGAUGCCUCUGUUCAAAUCGUUCCCCCGCGCAUGAUAUCAGAGGGGACUCAGGAUGGCAAGGGGUUCAGGCUACGGUGCACUGCAGUUCAAGUAAGAGCCAGAACCAAAGACAGCUCUACAAACACCAUCGCGGACAGACCUGAGUUUCAUCACAGGUAUGUUCAGACUGCUGCAGUCCCCACACGAAACACAUACACUCAGACACAACCAGCAGUCAAAGCCACGGGGACUCAGACCACCUCUGGCAAUGCCAGCGGUAGUUCCCUGGCAGCCACUCUGGAGAGAGUUCUGGGUACUGUUGGGUGUACCUACCCAGCCAUUGACGCCAUCGUCACUAGAGUAGAAGAUUGCCUCUUGAGACAAGCCUCCCUCUCGACCGACACCGGGACAACGUCGGAUUACGAACUGGUCGACAUGUCUUGCGACGAGAACGAAGUCAACGAAGAAGGAAAUGAUGUGUCUUUCUGAGUCCAAAGCCAACUGCACUUCCUUCACCCGUUGUGUCUGGAGCCUCUAACAUCAGCGAUGGAGAUCUGAGCGAUAUCGCUAGCCCUUCGCCGCCCAGUGAUUUUGGGAAGAGUCUGACAACCGACGACGAAGGGAACCGUCUCUACUCUCCCUCUCAUCCUCUCGAAUCGGGCGAAGAAGAAUGUACCGAGGAAGAAGAGUCCCAGUUACCCUCUCCUCCCCCACCCCCUCCCCAGUCACUUCUGGUGCCCUCUGCCACUCCUCCACCUCCCUCUCUACCUCCCUCAAGAGUACAAGGAGACCUACUUACUGGUGAAAAACAGCACUCAGAGUCAAAAGAACUGAAGAAAGACAAGCACAACACCUCGGAUGAGAAGAUCGAGAAUGAAGAAGCGUUUGCUGAUCAGAUACUUGAGGAACAGUUUUCAAAGAGUGCUGUUGGUAGCUCAAAAGGGGAGAGGCAUGUGUGUCCACUGCUGCUACCAGAUGAUGGUGAACAGGGGAAUAAUCGAGCCACGGGUGAAAACGCGACUGCACAGAAAAGGAAAGCAAGAGGAGGAGACAGUAACGAGGCAGAAUGAGGGUUGUUUAGCUGUUACAACCGAGAGCCAACAACUAAUGGAUUGUUCUCAGAAGAGUUUUCAGCACUCCACUGAUCUCGAAACAACAGCUAAAGAACCAAGUCAUGUUGAGAUGGAAGAGGAAGGGGCCACAGAAAGCAUGCAAAACACUAUUAGUGGCGAAGAUCCACAUGAGAGCAGUGGCAAGUCUGAGAAAACCAGAAUUGAUGACUUGCCUUUGCUUUCACCUUGCAAGUCAUCCAGCUCAUUACCAGCCACUGAAGCAGCAACAAAACCUGAGUCACCAUCCCAACCAAAGACACGGGCAAAGCACAGAUCUGCCAGCUACAGAUAUGAGAUGGACGAGAGGACUGGUCCCUCUGUGGAGGACAUUGCUGGGAGUAAGUCCGGCUCUUCUUCCCCGAGAAGGUCCAUGAAACAGAGCGAGCGACCAGGGAAGUGGUCUGCUACGAGUGGGCCGGCCAGCAGCACGAGAUACAAGUCUAAAACUGACCACAACACGGAGUCUGAUGAGUCCCAGAGCUCCUCUUCGAGACGUAGACACAAAUACGAAACUCGACACAGGAGACGGUCGGAGCCCGAGGGGGGCGAGUCGAGUGGGAAGGAAGAAAGACGGGAGCUCCGUUCUCGACACAAGCGUGGCUAUGAAAAUGACUCCAGCUCAGAAAGAAGUGAGAGGAGAGAGUUGCGACCAAGAAAAGGUGCCGACAAAAAAGAGGACACUGCAAGAGGAGAACCUAAGAAAUCCAGAAAAACUAGAGAGGAGAGGUAUAAACCGGCAAAGUCACAACAGAGGGACCCGAGCCCUUAUUCAACAUCGGGCAAGAGGAGAGAGAAGACACAGAGCAAGCUUGUGGUCCCAACUAUGCAGGCUUUUGAAAAUGAGAGCAGCAAUCAGAAAUCAACUGCAGAGUUGAGCAACAAUCAGGAAUUAACUGCAGAGUCCAAUGAGAAAUCUGGGUCUCCCGCUAUUCAUAAAGAGAGUAGUGUUGAGAGUUCAGAAACCGCGCCAUUGUCGAAGCCACAAAGUGAAAAGAAAAGGGUUUGUGAGGCGGAGGAAGAAAGAGGCGAGAAAGAAGGGGAGACGAAAGAGGACGAGUGUUAUUUGAGAUCUCUCUCCCUCCCGCCGUUCAAAGUGGCUAGAACGAGCCCCGCUGGUAGCCCUACUGAAAGGUCGCUGUCAGGCAGCGACAUUCAGAGCCUUUCCAAUCGCUCCAUCUCCCACUCGCCGCCCGGCAGCGCCGUGCUGAAGAAGAAGAGACCUGUUCUUACUAAAGACGAGCUACUUGCAAUGGUGAGAGCAAAGAAAAAGAGUGGACUUGCUAAAGACUCGCCCAAUAAGUCUCCUUCGGAACAGGGUUCUGAGAGUGACAACGGUACUAGUGGAGAGAGGAUUGAGGCAACGGAGCGGUCCAAACUGGACGUGAAAAAGUUGAUGUUCAACUUUCACCGGCACAUGCAGGCACGAAAGGGGAGCGACACAAGUUGGAUCCAUCCCUGGGCAGUUUCCACCGACAACACCUCUAAUUCGCCACGGGGUGCCGUGGUCCCUAUCCCUCAUGGCUCCACAUAUUCCCUAAAGAACCCUCCACCUCCUCCUCCUGGUCCUCCUCCCUCUUCCACUUUCCAGCCCUCUCGACCCGCCCGCACCGGUUCACAAAAAUCGCUGCCCACUCCAGUUGAAGGAGACGCAGAAAACGUGGUCUGUGCAGGCAAGAGUGAAACUCGAAGUCCGCCUGAAGCAAUGGAAGAGGACGAGAAAGAUGCCACGGACUGCAAAGACCCUUCUGAAGAGAGCCUCAUAGACAGUGCUGUAGAAAGUGCUGAACUUCAAGCAGCUGGCGACACUCUAUUGGCAGUGUUUAGGGACGCGGUGGGCAGGGCAGUGGAGGAAAGAAUCCAGGGUGAAGAGAUUUUCCAGGGAAGGUUUUUGGAUACACUGGAGGAUAAGAUAGUUCGGGAGAAUGUGAGGAAGUUUGUGGACACUGCGGUAGAGGAGAAAGUCACCGAAUUGAUGUGUGCUGAAGACGUCCUCCAGGAGAGAACUCUAGAGGCAGUAGAAGAUACAAUAUCUGGGGAAGUUGUAAGAUUUGCUCUGGAGGAAGGGGUUGGGGGGAAAGUGGUUGAGCUGAUUCGAGCAGAGAAUGUCCUUCAAGAGCGAGUGCUGGACGCCGUUGAGUCUAAGAUUGUCUACGAUACUGUAGCCAAACUGACAGAUGAGGAAGCAACUAAGGAAUCGAAGUGGCUGGUCCAUUCAGAGGAGAUACUUCAGGAAGAAGCCGUAAAGUCAAUGCAAAAAACAGUCAUCUCUGAAAUGGUUCGCAAGGCGGUGGGUGAAGAGAUCGAGAAAAAGGUCAGGGAAACUGCCAAGAGCGAGGAAUUUCUGCAAGAGAGGGCAGUUUCGGUCGUCGAGAGCCAAGUGGUGCGGGAGACUGCAGCCAAGGCUCUGAGGGCAGCUGUCCAGGAACAGGUGUUUGUAAGAAUAGAAUCAGAGUUGGUUGAAGAAGCCACUGGUGCAAUAGAAGACGUGCUGGUUCAUGAGUGUGCAAUGGAGGUCACAUUGGAAAGAGAAGUGUGUGACUUGGUAAUGGUGGAGGUAUUGGUGUGGCUCUUGGAGGAAACUGAGGUGGCAGUUGCAAGAGAGAGAGUGUGUGCUACCGAGACGAUGGUGGAUGCUGUUGUGAUCCACGUAGAGCAAGAGGCCGGUGAGCAGUUGGUUUGCGAGUGUGAAGAAACCCUUGCUGUAGGGGCUGCAAUGGAAGAGAUGGUGGACGAAGUAGUUGCUACGGUCCAGGGUGAUUUGAUCAGAGUAGCGACCGAAACAGCGGCAGAAGAAGCUGUGAGUGUACAGAUCGUUCUCGAAAUGGAGAGCCUUGUUUCCGAGGUAUUAGACGAGUUUCAGUCACACAUUGCUUUUGAACUAGCACAAGCAGAGGAAGAAAGAACGGAUGCACUGAUUGAAAACUGCCUCCAAGCUCUUGUAGAAACACUACUUAGGGAGUCUCUGUCAUUAUUUUCUGAGCAACUAAUAGCUGAUGCUCUGGAAGAAUUGGAGGAGAAAGCCAUCGAAAAUGUCGAAGAGCAAGUAUUGCAAGAAGCUCUGAAUGAAGCCGAAGCUCUGAAUGAAUUGGAGGAGAAAGCCGUCAAAAACACUGAAGAGCAAGUAUUGCAAGAAGCUCUGAAUGAAGCCGAAGCUCUGAAUGAAUUGGAGGAGAAAGCCGUCGAAAACACUGAAGAGCAAGUAUUGCAAGAUAUCCUGCAAUAUCUUGUCGACGACAUCAUCGCCAUCAUCAAAAAUGUCGAAGAACAAGUAUUGCAAGAAGCAUUGGAGGAGAAAGCCAUCGAAAACGUCGAAGAGCAAGUAUUGCAAGAAGCUCUGAAUGAAGCCGAAGCUCUGAAUGAAUUGGAGGAGAAAGCCAUCGAAAAUGUUGAAGAACAAGUAUUGCAAGAAGCUCUGAAUGAAGCUGAAGCUCUGAAUGAAUUGGAGGAGAAAGCCGUCCAAAACGUUGAACAACAAGUAUCGCAAGAUAUGCUGCAAUAUUUUGUCGACGACAUCAUCGUCGUUGACCUGGAAAUCAAGACCGCAGAGAAACUUCUGGAAGCUGUGUUCUCAGAUUUGUUGGGUGAGGUUGUGGAGGAAGUGGUGGAUAAUGAAGAGAGGGUGGGAGAAUUUAUGCAAGGGAUGAUUGCUGGCCUUGUGGUAGAAGGUAUGCUGGAAGGCACAGAGAACAGUCUAGCCAAUGAACAAGCCGAUAAGGAAGAUGAUAUUGUGCUGAGAGCCGAAGGAAAGAUUUCACAGAUUGUUGUGACAGAAACAGUAGAUGCUACACAAGGAAGAUUUGCAGCUAAGGUCACUGAGGAAAAAAUGGCCGAAGAGAUGGAAGACAGGGCAAUUGAUAACUUUGUAAGUUUGCUUCUUGCGGACAUACUCGGUGAGACAGCCGUCAAAUGUGUCGCAUCUGAAGAAGACAUGGUUUUGGAGGCGGGUGAGGUAGCAGCAAAGAGGGUAGAGGAGGAGUUUCUGGGGGAAGCAGAGGCCGUGGUUGUAAAGGAACAGGCUGCAGUGGGUGAACUGCAGGAGAUCGUCUUGAAUGAAAUCGAGGAGGAGGCGAGCAGAGAGGAGAUGGUCAGGGAGAUGGUUGCAGAUGAGUUGGAGAAGGGAAUCAUGAAGGAGAUGGAGGGAGAAGCAGCUGCACAGAGAGCUGAGGACGAACUAAAGAGCCGCAUCGCCUAUGAAGUCACGGAGGUGUUCCCUGACACUCUGGCAACGCCCGACUGCACCACGCCCACCACACCCACUUACGUCCACGUCAUGGACGUAGUGCAAGAUCCCAUGGAGCACACCCAAAUCCUCUACGAAGUGACAGAAGUAAUUCCAGACUCUGUCACUCAGCUGAAGUCUGAGAACACACUCCCACACGUACACAUCUUGGACUCAGAAGGCGAAACUGGCCAGGACCUCCUCUCGGGAAGCAGUAAUGAGCAAACCUCAACUUACAUACAUUUCAUUGACACGCCACCACAGGCAGGCGAGCUUGCUAGUGCAAACGACACUGGUGAGACUCUGGACAAGGCAGAGCAAGGAGUUACUUUGCCUCCCAGUGAAGUUAAGCCAAAACAGGGUACUCAAGAAAGAGAGAGACGUCAAUCAGAAGAUAGUUCAGUGACUUCACCAGGCCCCAGUCUCUCUCCUCCCCCGCUAGCAGUGCUCAACCCACUGCUACCCAAAUACAUUUCCCGCCGUCUGCAACUCCGCCCGCUCAAAUACUUCCCGCCCCCUGAUGGAGUCCAGAGGCCCACCCCUUUGCCGUUGGGUUCCUCCACUCAGACUGCCGACGAGACUCCGCCCAGUGAAGAGGAAUUCAAACAGGAUGGAGGAAACCUCCAUUCGGUGUCUCCAAGGAGCAAAGUGAGGAGGAGGGGCUGCCGCUCGACUCGCGCUCGCCGCUCAGGGAGACGGAAUAGCAGUGGAUACAGGCAACCCACCGCUGCCGAACGCAAGCUCCGUCCACGGACAAGAAGCCAAAGCUGUUCUUCUGCUCACGACUCUUUAGACCCACCCACUUCUCCCCUCAUCGCACCCUCCCCCACCCAGCUCACUGAACUGGUUCUGUCCUCGAUCCAAGUGACUGACCAACUCGCCACAUCACCAAUCCAUCCACCUUCAGACGCUCCCACUCCAGCACGUAGAGGCAGACCACGCGGGAGACCACCUAAAUCCAGCAGCAGAUACCGCUCAAGGGCAGGAAGGGGGUCGAGAUCUUGUGGGAAGAGGAGCGAAGAUGCAUCAAAGUCGCCCCAUCCUCCCAGAGAAAUGUCGCUGAUUGUCUGUGUUCCUAGGUUCAGUAUGAAGUGGACAAGUUCGGCGACUUCAGAAAAAGAGUCGGUGUCGUCUGAGAAAGAGCAGGAAAGUGUGACAGAAGUCGGUCCGCUCAAGGAGGUAGCAGAAGAGGCAAAGGGGAGCACUGGUGGGAGCACACAAGAAAACGAUGAUGUUUUCAUGGAAGUGGAGUUCUCUGGACCGCAUGCGCUCCCCUGCGUUCAGCCUAGUCUUGAGUCUGACCUGCCAGCAGUAUCCACUGAUGGUACGGUAGCCACUGAGGUUUCCCCCUGCAUGGACAUGGAGUUGAAGGGUGUGAGAGCUAGGCCAGCCUCGCCAUGUCGGCCAGAGGGAGAAAGAAAGGUGAGGCCACCAGAAGUCGGGCACCAGUUUUUUGGAUGAGGAUAUAGAGGAGUACCUUCAGGGUGAAGCUCCAGUAACAGAGGCAGCUUCAGAAGAGGCCAUUGAGACAGAAUCAACAACUAACUCUGAGGAAGUUACAGCUUCGGAAGGUAGCUCAAUUGAAGAAAUGUUGACAGGAGCUAGAACAUCAGCUGAAGGGUGCACCAGUAUUGAGACUUUGACGGAUGAUAGUUGCCCUGGCCUGACAACUGGAUCCUUGACAACAGAGGAUAAAGCUACUGCUUUAGGAAGUUGCAUCGGUGUCACAAUUGAAUGCUUGUCACAACAUAAAGCUUAUGCUUCAGAAAGCGUAACCGCUGAUCCUACUGAUUCUCUGGCGGAAGAUGAAGGUUUUCCUUCAGAAGGCUGCACUAACCUGAGAACGGAAUCGUUGUCUGUGACGGAAGAUAGAGCUACGGACACAGAAAGUUGCAACAACGAAGAUACCGCUUCCGAAAGGAAGAAUGGUGACGGUGACCUCUCACUACUCGACCUCCCUUCCACAUCCCCUGUGAAUCUGGACAGCCCCCAGGCCUCGCCAGCUACAGGUGGAAGUUUCUCCACUACCACUUCCCCACGCUCUGUCAACGAGGAGGAUAUGAUAUUGCGGUUGGAGGCAAGUUUCAGUUCGGCCCCCGAGACAGACAGCGACCAGGAAGCGGAAUUGGAUCUCAUGAUUGUGAAAGGAACCAAAGAAGACGACGUUCAGUGCGAAUCGACAGCUUAACGCGCAAGGUACCAAGAGCGAGUCGUCUUCCUUGGGUGAAAGUGGAGGAAAAGCCGACCGUGAGACUUGGGAACUGUGUACGGAACGGAAGGUGUCUACUGGAGAUAGCAGCACCACCAAAGAUGCCAUUGCGGAUAUUGCUGAGGCAGUCCACUGUCUCGGUUUCCGUCGCAACCCCCACUGCCUCACUUGGCCAGUCUGAGGAGAAGACGGGUGCAAAACCACUAGAGAAUGAACCCGUUCUGGAGGAGUCAGGGAGCACCUCAGUCCCAGAGGACACCUUAGUCUCAGAACAGGCGGUUAUUGAUGGUGUUCUUGGGGGUACAAACACAGUAUCAGUUGAGACUGGUCCAUCUGAGAGGGUGUCACACUUACCUGACGCUGUCACCUUAGUCUCGGAACAGGCAGUCGUUGACAGUGUUCUUGAGGGUACGGACACAGUAUCUGAGAUCGUCCCACACUUGUCCAACGCUAAUCCACCACUUUCUCACCUCCCUUCUUCCUCUCUUCUUGACAAAAUUCCAACCACAAGCCUUUCCCCACCAUCCCCUCCUCCCCUUCCUCCCCUUCCUCCCUCUCCUCCCCCUCCGCCUCCUCCCCCUGCCACGAGAAAAUUUAAUGACUCUCGUCGUCUGCCGUGGGCAACAGCUGAAAUGCUCACCAUCUCCAGCGAAGGAGAAGAAUCAAUGGACCUUGUCUCUGAUGCUGAGGGUUUGUCUUCGUCAGAAGAACCAGUCGAGACCUUAGAAGAGCGUCAGAAUAAAACACCGCCUGACCACCCGUUUCUCGUGAUCGGGAUGAAUAGAGGCGAGGAGACUGAGGUGAGCAAAGUUGCGUCGUCACCACCCAGCAUCCCUGUACCGUCUUCCACCGACUUUACUAACCAAUCGGAGAGUCAGAGCUUGUUGACUCGGCAAACAUCGCCACAACCUCCGCAGCCGAGAGAACAUGUACCUUCUACCGAAAUUCCUGUGCUGCAGAUGUUUUCUUCCCAUCCCCGAACCUUGAGCAUUUCUCAACACUCGACAACAGAAUCUGUACCCGCUCGCUCGUCUCCCCCCUCUUCUUCAAAGAACAGGUCGUCUCCAGUUUCAGACGCAGAGCUCCUGGAUCUCCUAUCCUCGGCUCACCAGGAGUUCAUGUCUGCCCCAAUCCCCCAGGGUAGACCGAAGCCUUCGUCGAAAGCUCCCUCUCCUUCAGAGGUUCCCGCAAACAUUCCUGUGGCACAGCCUCCAGUCAGUUUAGCUCCUGGUAAUCAUGGUGAAGCUUUGCCGUUUGAAAGUUUCAGGGAGACUAGUACCAGUACUAGUAGCAGGGAGACGACCCCGGAAGCGUCAACUAAGAAGGCGAAGCAGAGGUCUGCAAGCGACAGUUUGUGGCAGUCGUUUUCUGACAGCAAGUCAAACCAACCUCUUCCUCUGUCCUCGCAGAGUC
Geodia barretti is the source of this 9144-nucleotide messenger RNA. Lineage: Eukaryota; Metazoa; Porifera; Demospongiae; Tetractinellida; Geodiidae. The record is from the annotation of a GenBank genome assembly.